UGAGGAUAUCUCCUCCACAGAGAAGCCCAAAGGCAAACAGAACGGUUUGUCUGCGAUGAUGAAGAGCACGUUCUACCCCGACAAACGGGAGAAGGACUCUGACUCUGAUGAUGAGGAGACGUCGGAGAACGAGGAGAGCCAGCACGGUCACAAACAUAAUAAAUUUUCCGAGGCGAUGACCAAGCUGAACCCGUUUCGACCUGCAGCCAAAAAAGACGCUGAAGACACAGAGACGCUCAAAGAGAACGAGAAACUAGAGGAAGAGAAGUCGAAACCGGUCAAAAGCAACGCGAUCCAGAGAGAAACAAAGGAAAAGAGUGAAUCCCCAGCGGUCCGAUCCAAACCAACUGCAGAGGAAAUGAAAAGGACAUCCACACACGAUAAAGUGAAUCCAGGAGGGGCCGAGGAUAAUCAGGACAAAAAGGAAAUGACCUCCCGGCAGAAGAAGGACAAGGCUGCAGAGACUCCUGUCGUCCCUGUGCGACCGUCAGAGGAGGAGAUGAAGAGAACAGGGAAAACAAAGCUGAGCAGCAACCGUCAGAGCCACUCAGACGAUGAAGGACUGAAACCAGAUGAAUCUGCUGAAGCCAAAGACGGAGACGAGGUGAAUCCUCCAGAGAGUAAAACAACCAAAGUGAAAAAACCCAAGCACCAUAACCCGUUUAUGUCUCGUGCUGCAACAAAGGCUGCGUCUGAUGAUGAAGGACUGAAAGAAGAAGAUGAGUCUUCAUCCAAAGAGGAGGAGAAGAAAGACGAGGAGCCCAACGAGAACAAGGAGGCGACCAAAGUCAAGAAGCCUAAGCGUCACAAUCCCUUCAUGCCACGGGUCAAGUCCGCGGUUAUUCAGCGGCCCGGGCAGGCGGAUGCUGAAGAGAACGAUGGUGCAGGCCGGUCCCUGUUCGACCGGCUGGAGGAUCUCCGUGUCGACCCGUCAGAGCCUGAAGACCAUCAGGAUGUGGAUCUCAUGGAGUGGUGGAACACGGUGGAGCAAUGGGAGGACGCGCCUCAGGUUGAAGACAUGACAGAGAAGGAAGAGGCCAAGGCGUUUGCUUUGACGGCCGAUAAGGUGCAGAAAGGAAUCCGUGUGUUCAACAAACUGUUCUCGGAGCGCGCCGAGAGUCUCUGGAUGCACGUGAUCAGCCUCAACACGCUCGCCGACGGCUUGGACAAAUUCAACAAGAGAACCAAGAUCGCUCAGAUCACCGGCGGCUCCACCAGCGCCAUCGGGGGCAUCGCCACCAUCGCCGGCCUCGCCCUGGCCCCGGUGACCUUCGGAACCUCCCUGAUCGUGACGGCGGUGGGAUUGGGCGUGGCCACGGCCGGCGGUCUGACGUCAGCGGGCGCCGGCAUCUCCAACCAGGUCAACAACUCCAUGGACCGCAAGAAGGUGGAGAAGAUCGUGCAGGACUACCAGGAGAAGAUGUUGGACCUGAACAAGUGCCUGAAGUUCAUCAAGCAGGGAAUCGAAGAACUGCGCAAGUUCGACCUGAUCAAGAUGAAGAAACACGCGUACAACCGGGACUUCCCCGUGCUCAGCAGCAGUUUCUACGAGGACGGCGCCAUGGCAGGAAAGGCCAUCCUCAUCAACGCCAACGAGAUCAUGCGUGUGGUUCAGAUCGCCAACGUGGCGGGCAGCACGGCAGCCAGGGCGGUGCAGAUCGCCAGCAUGGCCACCGGCGUUCUCACCGGACUCUUCGUGGGUAUGGACAUCUACUUCGUGGCCAAAGACUCCAAAGAACUCAAGAAAGGGGCCAAGUCGGAGUUCGCCGCCAAAAUCCGGGAAGUGGCCACGCAGCUGCACGACGGUCUGGUGGAGCUCAACUCCAUACGGGAGGAGCUACAGGCCACAACUCCAGAGGGCGUCGCCGAAGAGGAAAAGGCCGAUCUGGAAAGCAACGAGAAAAAAGAACAUAAAUAUAGUUCAGAUGAGGAAGAAGAUGAAAUCGACCGCAUUAAAAAAGCCAUCAAAAAGGAUUAUGAGAACCGGGAAUAUGUUUGAACAAGGACUGGCUCAAAACUACAAGUGUCCAAAGAGGAGACGUCACUCUUGAUGAAAAACUGUUUUCUAAAAUUAAUCUUCUGGAACUGGCUGCCCGACAGCUGAUCAGCAUUUUCUCUAGAAGGAGGAAGUGAAAUUUGUAGUCAUUAAAGUAGAUAAAGUCUCAUAUCUGUGCCAACGUCUCAAACGGCUGCGUUGCCUUUUCAGAAAAUGGGAUUAAAAAUGUUAAUUCAAUCGUGUAUUGUGAUAAAACUGUUUUAGAUUGAUCAAAGAAACAAAUGCAGAAUAUUUUCUAGACUUUAUAUUUCUGAUUCGCAAGAGUCAAAGUUUGUCGGUUCAUGUCGUAGCACUGGAGCUUCCACCGACCAGUGGAGGAGAUCGUGUAAACUCAAUGGGAGCUGUGCCUUGUCUUAUUAAUAAUCAGAAACACAGUGUGAUGCAGUGGAGCAUCAGUGUGUUUCAUGAAGUUGUGUAGUUGUGGUGAAUGAAACCACUUCACUACAUCAUGUGCUGCAGGUUUUAGAUCUGAUGUGGGAUGUUCACGGUUUGUUUGACUUAAUGAUAAUGACUCAUUUUAAACAUUAUUGAUUUAAUAUAAUAAUAAUAAUACUAAGCUUUGUUUAAAUCUGCUGGGCAAAAGGGAUUUAUUUUUACAACAGUGCCAAUCCUUUGUAAAUGUAGCUGUGACUUUAUUUCUACGCACAUGGAGAAAGAUAUUUCAUCUCAUUAGGUUUUAGGGGCAUUUUAGGGGAAUAACUGAACUUGCACAUGUUAUUUGCUCAUUUCGUCGAAUGUUAUUAACCUCGUUUUUGGAUUUGUGUUAUAUUAUUUUGAACCAGUGUCAAAUUCAACAACUAAUUUACCUUUUCACUCCAAACUUGGUCUUAUUGUCAUAGUACAACUAAAAUGUCAAUUUAUGAAAUGCACCAAUCUAAGAGUUGUGUCAUCUGUACUGUUUGAACUUCAUAUUUAUUUCUCUUCGGUCUCUGGGUUGAUCUGGUUGUUUGGUGAAGCCUUUUUAAGUGCAAUAAACUGUAGAUU
Limanda limanda (common dab) is the source of this 3040-nucleotide messenger RNA. It is a transcript of the gene apol1, whose product is annotated as apolipoprotein L, 1. The coding region runs from base 56 to 1999 and encodes 647 amino acids. Gene Ontology annotation, molecular function: lipid binding. Gene Ontology annotation, cellular component: membrane; extracellular region. The transcript has 18 exons. The record is from RefSeq and is a predicted model, not a curated record. NCBI's taxonomy places the organism in Eukaryota, Metazoa, Chordata, Actinopteri, Pleuronectiformes, Pleuronectidae. Gene Ontology annotation, biological process: lipoprotein metabolic process; lipid transport.